AUGGCCCGCACCAGGCAACCACCCCGGCGGGGUACAGGAUGCAGAAGCUGGACUCGAUACGCCCCCAUUGGCAGGUGUUUUGGCAGAGUGGCAGUGUCCGAUCCACCCCCAUCGGAACCCUCCAUCCCCAGUGACGAGGAGGCCCUCGAAGAUGAUGAAGCCCUCGACGAAGCCUCCGCCAGUGAGCCUGCUGCCUCCGGAGAUGAAAAUGAAGAUGAAAACGACAACGACAACGACAACGAGAGCGAGAACGAGUCUCCUGCUCCCGCUCCCAAGAGAGCUCGCAAAGCAGCUCCUCGUACUGCCGCUGCUUCCAAGGGCAAGGGAAAAGCACCCAAGAAAGAAGCUCCCAAGAAAAAUGCCCCCAAGAAGGAAGCUCCCAAGAAAGGUAUCAAGGGCAGUAAAACCUCCAGUCCGCCGAAGGGCAUCAAGACCGAGCCCGCCCCGUCCGACGACGGGCAACUGGAUCCCGACGCCCCAGCCCAGCACGCUUCUGCGGCCAACCCCAGCAUUCCCAAACCGGGCAUGGUGAACGCCGCGACCAACACCUCGACCCUGUCCCCUGCGGGCUUUACAGCGAUCGUUAUCGAUGGGCACAUCUUCGAGGUUCCGGCGGAUCCGGUGGAGUGCUUCCAUACGGUGCGGCAGCAGGUCAUUGCGUCGUAUCGUGCGGUUGUGGCAAGGAGCGGGACGGACAGGGACCUGGCUGUCGCGAUGGGUACUGGGGCGGCGGAGGGAGGGGGCGGGGUUGGUGCUGCUGGGAAGAGGGCUGCUGAGGGCUGUGAGGGGGAAGAGGGACGGCCGGUAAAGAGAUGGCGGGUUCAGGUUGGGGAUGGGGGUAGUGGUGGGAAUGCUGCUGAGGAUGGGGACGGGGGUGGGUGUGGGCUUGGAUCGGGGGUUUAUUAUCUCACGAAAGAGUAG
Molecule: messenger RNA, 921 nt
Organism: Morchella sextelata
Lineage: Eukaryota; Fungi; Ascomycota; Pezizomycetes; Pezizales; Morchellaceae
Exons: 1
Coding region: 1-921 (306 amino acids)
Source: RefSeq, a predicted model, not a curated record